This is a messenger RNA of Hypoxylon trugodes, 1093 nucleotides long. RefSeq lists its product as uncharacterized. Lineage: Eukaryota; Fungi; Ascomycota; Sordariomycetes; Xylariales; Hypoxylaceae. The transcript has a single exon. The coding region runs from base 395 to 1030 and encodes 211 amino acids. The record is from RefSeq and is a predicted model, not a curated record.
AGAACACAAACUAAUUCAAACAGUAUUCGGGAACUCUUGUCUUAAUACCCGAGUUAUCCCACCGAAACUUUGGUCGCUACUUUAUCUACUACGCUUUGAUUAAUAUCUACCUUCUUUUCGACUACGACUACGAAGAAACGUAUGGCAGUACACGUACCUACGUCCGGGAAUACAAACCACAACAAAAAUACAAAACAACAAAUGGGAACAAACAGCGUUGCAUCGGAACCGGAGUGAGCAUUUUCGAAGAAAUCGGGCAUACUAUUUAUCAACAGGAAAUCAUGUAUUGACGACAGGGGAAAGGAAGAAAAACGGGAAAAACAAAUGGGAAGAGAAAAAUACAUACUACAAACUCGGAAGGGAAGAAAGAAAGCGAGAAAAAUGCUCGACGGCGAUGGAUAAGAUAGGGGGCGCAGGCAGCCUAGCCGACUUCGUCCUCACCCCCCUUUCUUGGGCUCCCAGUGGAAAUCUUUUUUAUUAUUUUGUCCCAUUCUUGAUUGUGUCUUUUCCCCCCUUCUAUUCGAUCGAAAGCAUGGGGCGGCGCAAUGGACGAGCAGAAAAGUGGUUUUCCCUUAUCACUUUAUCUUUAUUACCUCUUUAUUUUGUUUUUAUUUUGCUUUUUAGGUCUUUCCAUAUCCUCAUGUACACAUUUUCACCUUCCCCUACUACUAUUAUCUCUGUCGUUGUUUAUCACCCUCGCUUACUUGCGGGCAAUGGAGGUGCCGGGAAUGGAAAUAGGAAUGUGUGGAAAAGGUCAGGAUACCGGGGAGAGAGGGUAGGGUUCUGGGGCACGGCAGCAGGGAGUCUUGCAGUGCGAGGUUUUUUUUUAAUGUAUGACAUCAGUCGAUGGGAAGCUUGUGUUUAUUUUUAUUUUUUCUAUUUUGAUUUUGUCUUGUCUUGUUCUGUAUUAGGGGUUUUGUUACAUUUUAUGGCAUUUAUCUUAGGUACCCACGUUGGAGGUUUUAGGAGAGCCGUUGGCCAUACCAUGAUAGAUAGAGGACUAGAUGUGGAUGGUCCAACAGGCUAUUAAAUAGUGAUUUAGUACUUCUCGUUUUUGAAUACAUGCAAAGCAAAUCUUGUUCACAAGCGGUCU